Molecule: messenger RNA, 3626 nt
Organism: Dendroctonus ponderosae (mountain pine beetle)
Lineage: Eukaryota; Metazoa; Arthropoda; Insecta; Coleoptera; Curculionidae
Exons: 6
Coding region: 215-2695 (826 amino acids)
Source: RefSeq, a predicted model, not a curated record
UCUAGGCGAAUAGAUUCGACUCAGAUGGACGGAACAAACAAAGAUUGCUAAUAUAGAAUAACAAUGUUAGUCAAAAUGGCAAUUAUAAAGUAAUGAGCGCAAACGGGUUCCGAGGAAUUUUGCGGUUUUUUUGCAAAUUUUCAAAUUGUCACAGUGUAUAUUGUCUGUUGUAGAUAUAAACAAUUUAUACGGAGGAGUGGCCACGCCCCUAGCGAUGUUGCACGGCAACAACAUCAGGCCAAAGCACAUUCAACUGCAAAACCGCCAAACAUCGCGCGACGACACAUUCAGGAACGUGAUGAGGUUACCGCCUUUGCGGGAAUCAAACCACCGCGACCACGGAUUGGGCAGUUGCGAAAACGAGCCGCUGCUUCCAGAGGCAAUGGCGAAACUGAACGGGAGAAACGGCAAAAAAGAGGACGGUCUGCCGCCGCCCCCAUUGCCGCCGCAUAAAGGCUCCUUCCCCCCAGCGAACAAUUCGAGGCAGCCCGACAUGAGGUACAAUCCCCCUUGGCCCCGACCUCAGCAACCCUUCGUCGCCAUAAACCCAGCUUCUGUAGAUAACAUUAAGCCGUACUUAAAGCCACUUCCUAAGCCUCCCGGUAAAGAGUCUCCUAAUAGGCACCAGAGAAAACUCCACAACCCCAGUCCUGCACCUCAUCAAUUGAGUCAUGCUAGUCCGCCCAUGCCCAGGCACAAUUUGAUGAAUGUAGUGCAUCAGAGGGCUACGCCCGACGAAAUGAUCAGAAGCAGAGGGCAGCCGUUGCACAGCAGUCCGCUGCAUGGCAGAAAGAGCCCUAGGAGGCACAGCCCCUUGCAGCGCCACUAUUCAGAUGAGAGCUUGGGGGGGUUGUAUGGCAAUGCGGGGGCUCCUCAGAGAAUACAUUCAUCAGCUGAUGAAAUCAGCUCGCUGAACCACUCGCCUAGCAUCAGCAGCUCAGAUGAGAGUUACAGCAGGACCACUGAUGCAGACGCUUCGCCUUGCGUCAGUCCUCCGCUGCCUGCCGAUACACAACAGUUCCUUUUCCCUUCGGAUAUCCAGGUGAAUCCUUUGUCGUCGCCGGAAGUUUCUCCUAGAACUUCUUUGGACUAUAUUCCGCCCAACUGCUCGCUGCGGGCCGACAGUCGAUCCAAUGUGAAGAGGAAUUUGCCUCCCAGUGCCGUGCUGGCCAUAGCAGCCACCUGCAAUACGGUGGAUUCUUCGAUUAUCACCAGCCCGCCCUGUUUGGACGGGGAGGACAGCUAUAGAGGCGAAAGUUGCGCCAGCUUCGAGUUCGUGCUGAAGUCCAAGCCAAAGCCGGCGGCUCUACUGAGAGCCACGAGCGCAAAUGGCGGUGGACCCAACAAACCGCUUUUCAAGCAAAGAAGCCUGGAUAACAAGCGAGUUCGGAACGACAGCGACUCCAUACUGGAAUGCAACAAGCUGUCGGCCAAUUGCAAGCGCUCACCCAGCUUCAAGGAGGCGGAAGAGAUCAGGGAACUGCUUCGGGAGGAGAAUAGCAAACGGGACGGCAGUUGCCAAACCGACAAGAAGGACCUGCGCAAGUUGCGCACCUCUCCACUAACGUUCCGCGAUAACAUAAUGAAAGUUACCAAUCUGGACCACUGUGAUAAUACUGUAGGGCCAUUCGAGCGCGAAAUCCAGAAGCUACUGGACGAGCAGAACCUGCUGCAAAACAUCCCGCCCAAGCUGGAGAACCAGCAGAACAAAGACCUGGCGCUGGAGCCGCUGGUCAGGUACGCUCCCAACAAUAAUAAUCACCAGGUGGGGCUAGCUGCCAUUCAAGCGCUAGCUCUCGGGCUGCGGGUCAACCCCACUGGCAGUGUUACCCUUCAGUGCAUGUCCCCAACGCGAGCAAGCAGCAAAGAGGGGUCUCUUAAGCGAGGGGCGUCGCCCGGACCGUCCGAAUCAAAUAAACUACCCAAAGUGUCGCCUCUGGACAGAGCACCCAGAAGCACCGAAGAGCCUGACUUAGACUGUGAUAUGCCGGAGGCGAGGCCUCACUUAGCGGACGACGAUACCGACUUGGAGAGUUUUGAGCGCGAGGAGAAACGCUUGGAGGAGGAGGCUGCCCAGCGAUUGAGCAAGGAAUUGGAAGCCGAAGUUAAGCGGUUGCUCGAGGAGAAAAUCCAUGAAAAGCUCAGAAAUCUUGAGUCUGCUGGUGGACAGGACCAACCAAUGUCUGCAACAUCUGCAGCUCCCGCUCCAGAAGGAAGCGUGUCGGAAUGGUCUGAAGAUGAAGACGGCGGUGCUUCAGAGCCGCUGCUAAACGACAGAGAAAGUACGGGCUAUACCACUGAUGAUCCAGCAUUGGAGAACAUCAGCAUGAUCAAUGAGGCCGGAUUAACUGAUGCCGAAGGUGCGUUGAGUGACGUGAACUCCGCCUACAAUGAUCACAACCAGGAUGGCGACAUGGAUGACAACACCAGCAUGUCCUCCAGAGCCUCAUCCAGAAUAUUCGAUUCAGAUGCGAUGAUGUCGCUGGACUCACUGAGUGCCAUGUACGAUUCCGAGUACGAUAACUGUUACAGGACGGAUGACGACUUGAAUGCUAUGCCCGAUCUGGAUAGAUUGAACUAUUUCUCAGUGCCUGUUAGCGAUGUUCAUCUAGCGAACAUUCGAUCCAUGAGCGAAAGCAUUACGCGAAACUUUGGUCAGCCACGUAGCGAAACUGAUCCUGAUAGUGAUGUGUAACUGAAACUCCCUCGAUUUCAUUUGACCACUACAAAAGAAGUACUUCUGGAUAUUAUUUUACCUCAAGGUGAUUUUCGCCUGACGUUUCGCUUGUUAAUACAGCAGAUAUAUUCUUUGAAAAUAUUUGUUGUGAAUAAGGGAACAAUAUUUGCAACAUUUACCAGACUUAUACGUUCAUUCACUGUUAAGGAAAAUCGUGCCUGUAAAAUAUACGACAUUUUCGUAACCAUCUAGGGUUAAGCAUUUAAAUGUACAUAUUAUUUAUCUUUCGUGGACAUGUGUUUGGUGCUUUAUAUUAUAUACAUUAUGUAAACUUGGACUGACUAUUGUGAUUCUAAUGGUAUUACGAAAUAUGCGGCUCUCUCUACAUUAUUAUUACCGAAGAACAGGAUGUUACUUUUGGUCGAAGUUUACCAAAGAAUUUCAUUUUCUACUACUCUAUAGGUCUAGUGCUUGUUACUUCCAUUUUUUUAAACAUGUUGCCAAGCCUUGGUUGACUUGCUAGAUAUUUUUUUGUUAGUUUAAGACGCUGCGGCGAACCCAAUUUAAUGUUAAUUUUCAACUAGUAGUGCAAUACUCAAGGGAUAUGUAGGAACGAGCAGAAUUUCGAAAUCUGAAUUUUCUUGAUUUGUUUUUUCGUUUAUUGUUUCAACUAGAGCGUGUUUCUUGUGUGCAAUACUCAUAUGUUAUCGUUGGCUACUUACAUUUCUAUUAAGCUAACAUUCUGAUAUUAAUGUGUAAUUUAUUAUGAAUACCUAUUUAUCAGGAAAUUUUGCUACCGGAAAAUGCGCUUUUCGAUGUAUUGUCGAAAAGCGUUUUUAGAGCUACAACUAUUGUAAAAAACCAUAUACAUUCGAUCACAUUACUAGACUAAUUCAUAAUCGGUGAUAAAACACUUUACUUGUAAAUAAAGAAUUACUUUCAAAUUUUA